AUGCAUCUCCAUCCCGUGUCCCUCUCUCUCCUCCUCCUCCUGGUUGUGGGUGCAGCCGAGGUGUGUGCUGCAGUGACAACCACGCUGCACGGCUUCAGAGGUUGCGCUGUGCGAGAGUUCACCUUUGUGGCCCAGAAGCCUGGCUGCAAGGGACUGCGCAUCACCACAGAGGCCUGCUGGGGGCGUUGUCACACCUGGGAGAGACCUGUGCCGGACCCCCCCUACAUCCACCGACACCAUCGCGUGUGUACAUACAGUCACACCCGCCACAUGACGGCCCGCCUGCCGGGCUGCCAGCCAAACGUUUCCCCUCUCUACCACUAUCCCAUGGCUCUGCACUGCCACUGUGCUGUCUGCUCCACACAGGACACAGAGUGUGAGACCUUCUGAUGCACAGACACCACUGUUAACAAUGUAAUCAUCACAUUUUCUGAUAUGAAUGAAUCUGAAUAAAAGAAUGACAUCAAGACA
Centropristis striata (black sea bass) is the source of this 471-nucleotide messenger RNA. RefSeq names its product glycoprotein hormone beta-5-like. NCBI's taxonomy places the organism in Eukaryota, Metazoa, Chordata, Actinopteri, Perciformes, Serranidae. The record is from RefSeq and is a predicted model, not a curated record. The transcript has 2 exons. Bases 1 to 390 code for a protein of 129 amino acids. Gene Ontology annotation, cellular component: extracellular region; cytoplasm. Gene Ontology annotation, biological process: regulation of thyroid hormone receptor signaling pathway; G protein-coupled receptor signaling pathway. Gene Ontology annotation, molecular function: hormone activity.